Fusarium mangiferae is the source of this 1410-nucleotide messenger RNA. RefSeq names its product putative neutral amino acid permease. Lineage: Eukaryota; Fungi; Ascomycota; Sordariomycetes; Hypocreales; Nectriaceae. The transcript has 2 exons. Gene Ontology annotation, cellular component: vacuolar membrane. Bases 1 to 1410 code for a protein of 469 amino acids. Gene Ontology annotation, biological process: amino acid transmembrane transport. The record is from RefSeq and is a predicted model, not a curated record. Gene Ontology annotation, molecular function: amino acid transmembrane transporter activity.
AUGAGUCAACCCAAAACCACAAACGACUCCGACAUCAUCGUCGCAGGUGAAAAACAAGAUGGCAUCCACCGUCAAGCAUCCUUCAGCGAAGCCACAGCGCAGAUGUUCCAAACCGAUCUCGAAAAAGAAAAGACCAUCCAGGGCACAGCUCAUUUCCAGCGCCUGGGUUGGAAACGUCUUACCGUCGUACUCAUCGUCCAGGCCAUCGCCCUCGGCAGUCUUAGUCUCCCUGGAGCUUUCGCUACCCUCGGAAUGGUCGCUGGCGUUAUAUCCUGCAUUGGAAUCGGGCUUAUCGCUAUGUAUGCCAGUUACAUGGUCGGUCUUGUCAAGCUGAAAUAUCCUGAUAUUGAUCAUUAUGUCGAUGCUGGUCGACUUUUGAUGGGAGGCUUUGGUGAUAAACUCUUCGCUGUUGUCUUUUUGGGCUUGUUGAUCUUGGCUACUGGCUCCCACUGCUUAACCGGCACCAUUGCCCUUGUCAAGAUCACGGGUAGCAGCGUGUGUACCCUCGCUUUUGGGGUCAUCUCUGCUGUUAUCCUUAUGGUUCUUGCGAUUCCACCUUCAUUCACUGAGAUUGCGAUCCUCGGUUACAUCGACUUUAUCUCCAUCAUCCUUGCGAUCGGUAUCACCAUGAUUGCGACUGGGAUUCAGAGGUCAGACGCCCCAGGUGGUUUCUCAUCUUCUACUUGGUCAGCGUGGCCACAGGAUGACCUUAGCUUCACUCAGGCACUCACAGCGGUCUCAAAUAUUGUCUUCUCAUAUGCAUUUGCAGCUGCCCAAUUUUCCUUCAUGUCCGAAAUGCAUACGCCUGCCGAUUUCACAAAAUCCAUCGUCACUCUGGGUCUUACAGAAAUCGUUUUAUAUACCAUCACGGGAUCAGUAAUCUAUGCAUUCGUUGGCCAGGAAGUUCAGUCCCCCGCCUUGUUAUCCGCCAGCCCGUUGGUAUCGAAAGUCGCGUUUGGCAUUGCCUUGCCCGUCAUCUAUAUCUCAGGCUCAAUCAACGCCACGGUCGCUUGCAGAUUUAUCCACGGUCGACUUUAUAAGAACACUAUUACACGGUUCAUCAAUACCCGCAAAGGCUGGAUCACUUGGUUGGCUGUUGUUGCCUUUGUGAUCUUCCUUUCGUGGGUUAUCGCAGAAGCUAUCCCAUUUUUCUCCGAGCUUCUGGGGAUCUGUGCGGCCCUCUUCAUUUCGGGUUUUUCGUUCUGGAUCCCUCCCAUUAUGUGGUUCUUCCUUCUCAAGGAGGGCAAUUGGUAUGAUAAGCACAAUGUCAAGCGUGCUGUAUGUAAUUGCAUUGUCUUUAUCGUCGGUUUCUUUGUGUUUGUCGCCGGCACAUAUGCCAGCAUUGACCAGAUUAUUGCCAAAUUCAAUGGAGGCAGUGUCGGCAGGCCUUUCUCCUGCAAUGUGGCUUAA